Arvicanthis niloticus (Nile rat) is the source of this 1807-nucleotide messenger RNA. It is a transcript of the gene Chrnb1, whose product is annotated as cholinergic receptor nicotinic beta 1 subunit. NCBI's taxonomy places the organism in Eukaryota, Metazoa, Chordata, Mammalia, Rodentia, Muridae. Gene Ontology annotation, biological process: monoatomic ion transmembrane transport. Gene Ontology annotation, cellular component: postsynaptic membrane. Gene Ontology annotation, molecular function: transmembrane signaling receptor activity; acetylcholine-gated monoatomic cation-selective channel activity. The record is from RefSeq and is a predicted model, not a curated record.
GCCUGGCGGCCUCGGCGGCUCUCCGGACACUCACUGAGCGACAGCGGCAGGGCCAUGGCCUUAGGGGCGCUGCUUCUGCUUCUGGGGGUACUCGGGACGCCCCUGGUCCCAGGCGCCCGCGGGUCGGAAGCCGAAGGCCAACUGCUUAAGAAACUUUUCUCGAACUAUGAUAGCUCGGUGAGGCCGGCGAGGGAGGUGGGAGACCGCGUCGGGGUCAGCAUCGGCCUCACCCUGGCACAACUCAUCAGCCUGAACGAGAAGGAUGAAGAAAUGAGCACAAAGGUGUACUUAGACCUGGAGUGGACCGACUACAGGUUAAGCUGGGACCCCGCAGAACACGGAGGCAUCGAUUCUCUCCGCAUCACUGCUGAAUCCGUUUGGCUCCCUGACGUGGUGCUGCUGAACAACAAUGACGGAAAAUUUGACGUCGCCCUGGACAUUAAUGUGGUGGUAUCCUCUGAGGGCUCUGUGCGCUGGCAACCCCCUGGCCUGUAUCGCAGCAGCUGCAGCAUCCAGGUCACCUACUUCCCCUUUGACUGGCAGAACUGCACCAUGGUGUUUAGUUCUUACAGUUAUGACAGCUCUGAGGUCAGCCUGAAGACAGGCCUUGAUCCUGAUGGACAGGAGAGGCAGGAAAUCUACAUUCAUGAAGGGACCUUCAUUGAGAAUGGCCAAUGGGAGAUUAUCCACAAGCCCUCUAGGUUAAUCCAGCUUCCAGGGAAUCGGAGAGGAGGGAAGGAAGGACACCGUGAGAAAGUUGUCUUCUAUCUCAUUAUCCGGCGGAAGCCUCUCUUCUACCUGGUCAAUGUCAUUGCCCCAUGCGUCCUCAUCACGCUCCUUGCCAUCUUUGUGUUCUACCUUCCACCAGAUGCAGGAGAGAAGAUGGGGCUCUCCAUCUUCGCCCUGCUGACCCUUACUGUGUUCUUGCUGCUGCUGGCCGACAAAGUGCCCGAGACCUCCCUGGCAGUCCCCAUCAUCAUCAAGUAUCUCAUGUUUACCAUGAUCCUCGUCACCUUCUCAGUUAUCCUUAGUGUCGUGGUCCUCAACCUGCACCAUCGCUCACCCCACACCCAUCAAAUGCCCUUUUGGGUCCGCCAGAUCUUCAUUCACAAGCUCCCUCCAUACCUGGGUCUGAAGAGGCCCAAACCCGAGAGAGACCAACUACCUGAACCGCAUCACUCUUUUCCUCCAAGAAGUGGCUGGGGCCGAGGAACUGAUGAAUAUUUCAUCCGGAAGCCUCCGUGUGAUUUUCUUUUCCCUAAACCUAACAGGUUUCAGCCUGAAUCAUCUACCUCGGACCUGCGACGAUUUAUCGAUGGUCCAACCCGGGCUGUAGGUCUGCCUCGGGAGCUACGCGAGGUUAUUUCCUCAAUUAGCUAUAUGGCCCGACAGCUGCAGGAACAGGAGGACCACGACGCACUGAAGGAGGACUGGCAGUUUGUGGCCAUGGUUGUGGACCGUCUUUUUCUGUGGACAUUUAUCGUUUUCACAAGCGUCGGGACCCUAGUCAUUUUCCUAGAUGCCACGUACCAUUUGCCCCCUCCAGAACCUUUUCCUUGAGGACCCUCGGGUCAUUUUUGUCAAGUGCUUCAGGAACUCUCCAACUCUAUAGCGCUUGCCUCCUGUAAGAAUCUAGUCUCUGGGAAGGCGUUGAAGUGAAAUCUGGAGGCUGAACAGCGUCCCUUGGACCCACGCAAAAUGCCCUUCUACUCAGCAAUGUGCACGGUCCUCGUCCAUAAGUGCUUAACAUUUGUUGACGAGAGAGAGAAAAAAAAAUCUGGAAGGAAAUAUAAAAUAAUACCGCCUA